Molecule: messenger RNA, 978 nt
Organism: Penicillium cosmopolitanum
Lineage: Eukaryota; Fungi; Ascomycota; Eurotiomycetes; Eurotiales; Aspergillaceae
Exons: 2
Coding region: 1-978 (325 amino acids)
Molecular function (GO): monooxygenase activity; iron ion binding; heme binding
Source: RefSeq, a predicted model, not a curated record
AUGGAAUAUGCUCUGUUAUUUCUCAUCCUAGUGGUGGUACUAUCGUUUAUCGUGGCAGCUCGCAUAGUUGUCCAUCGUCUUUAUACCCACCCUUUAGCUGCAUUCCCAGGCCCCAAGCUCGCAGCUAGUACAUUUCUCUACGAAUUUUACUACGACGUCGUCAGAAAUGGAUUAUACAUUUGGGAAAUCGAGCGAAUGCACAAGAAAUACGGCCCAAUCGUACGCAUCAACCCCAGAGAGCUCCACAUCAAAGACCCAUACUUCUACGAAGAGAUCCACGCCGGGCCAUCUAAGAAACGCGCCAGGGAUCCCAAAUACGCCGUCGCCUUUGCAGCACCAUAUUCACUCGUCGGCACAAUCGGCCACGAACACCACAGACUACGACGCAGCUUUGUGAACAAUUUCUUCUCAAAGCGAUCCGUCACAAAUCUAACACCCAUAAUCCACGAGAAAGUCGACAAACUCAUCCAGCGAUUCGAAAUCGCCUUCGAGAAUUCGGCCGUGCUCAUUUUACAACUUGAUUUCGCUGCUCUCACGGCAGACGUUAUCACACACUACUGCUAUGGCUGGGCACGCGGGUACCUCGACAACGCGGAUAGCUCGAAGAGCAAUGAUCUCGUUGACGCCGUGAACGGACUCAUGACUAUGUUUCAUAUUAACCGUUUUUUCCCGUUUCUUAGCAAGGUCUUGCUUGCUGCGCCGCCAGCUUUAGUCCGCUGGCUGCAGCCCUGUAUGGCGGAUCUAUUUGAUAUGAAAGCACGCUUGCGGCAGCAGGCCAAAGAUAGUCUUGAAAAAAGGGAGGGUAAGCAUGAGGCGAAGUUGAAGGAAGAGGAACAUAUAUUUGAUGCGUUGACUGGGCCUGGGGUGCCGGAUGCCGAAAAGACACUUGACCGAUUGGAGGAUGAGGGGCAUUGCUCCUCGGCGCUGGGACGGAGACUACGGCGAGAGCUAUUGCCGUUUCGAUCUUUCAUGUCAUGA